Olea europaea var. sylvestris is the source of this 1242-nucleotide messenger RNA. Its product is annotated as UPF0496 protein 1-like. The record is from RefSeq and is a predicted model, not a curated record. The coding region runs from base 1 to 1242 and encodes 413 amino acids. Lineage: Eukaryota; Viridiplantae; Streptophyta; Magnoliopsida; Lamiales; Oleaceae. The transcript has 3 exons.
AUGACUAUAAAAUAUCACAUUCAUUUGACUGUCUGUGAAGUGAAAAAUUAUAGCAAUCCUUCCCUUUUCAGAAAAGUAAAAUUCAAGAAUUGGUUAAGAAACGGCAAUCACAUGAUCAUCAGAACUGAGCAAUACAGCUGCAGCGACCUCAUGCCGCCGCCGGAGCUACCAGUACCGGAGGAAGCCAGAAGCUCAAACGACCUCCAGCUCCAACACAGAGGAGACUUCCCGGAAUUUACGAGGGCCAUUAACUCCAUAGCCCUUGGUCGUCUGGUUCCCUCCCUUUCCCUCAAGUCUAUCCAGGAAGUCACUGAAUACCUUCUUGAAAUAGACCCAGAAGUGGUAAAAAUCUUUCUCGAAAAUAAGAAAGACAGUAUCGAAUUAUCGAAUCUUGUUGAUUAUUAUUUCCAAAAACAUCAUCAAACCUUAAAAUUCUGCACCGCCCUAGAUGUCUGUCUUAAGCGUGGUGGUCAUAUCGAGUCGAUAAUGAAUGUAGCUCUUCGAGUAUUUAAGGAAGAACAUUACAGUAUUUCGGGAGAAGGGGGUGUGAAAAUUUAUCCGAGAACUUUAGAGGAACUAAGGAGUUUAAAGGCGGCAGUGGAUCCCUUCAUAGAGUUCUUGGAACUCUUUACCUCGGUUAAUAAGCAGCAAGAUUUGAUGACAGAGAAAUUGGAAGCAAAGAAGAGACAAUUAGACAAGAAGUUGGGGAAAAUGAAGAUAAGGAGGAAAGUCUCUAAUGUGAUAUCUAUCUGUGCAUUUGCCUCGGUCUUGACAUGCUCGGUGGCGGCAGCUGCAGUCAUCGCCCCGCCUGUAGUGACAGCUCUGGCUGCGGCAGCCACUGUGCCUUCAUGGACAAUGGUGAAAUGGCUUGACUCGAUUUUUAAGAAGCGCAUGAUUGAUUUAAGAGCGAAAAGGGUGAUAAUUUGUUUAAUGUGUAUUGGGACUGUUAUAGAGAAAAUGGAUGUUGACAGGUUUCGGAAUGAGAUUGAGGCGUUAUUGGAGAGUGUAGAUUCAGCUAUGAGGGAGGAGGGCUCAAUGGUUAUUGCAGUGGAGGAGAUUCAAAAGAAGAAAAUCCACGAGGGCUGGGAACUUAAUUCUACAGAAGAUCGUAAAUCAAAACUUUGUUUAGCACAAAAACAACAGUAUGAAUCCGAUGGAAAUAUAGAAGAAAAAAUAGCAAUAGGAAAAAUAAAGCAAAGGAACAGCAGAGAAAACUCCAAACUUGAAAUUGGAUUAAAUUAA